This is a messenger RNA of Salvelinus namaycush (lake trout), 1320 nucleotides long. Its product is annotated as heparan-sulfate 6-O-sulfotransferase 3-B-like. The coding region runs from base 1 to 1320 and encodes 439 amino acids. Lineage: Eukaryota; Metazoa; Chordata; Actinopteri; Salmoniformes; Salmonidae. The record is from RefSeq and is a predicted model, not a curated record. The transcript is spliced from 2 exons. Gene Ontology annotation, cellular component: membrane. Gene Ontology annotation, molecular function: heparan sulfate 6-sulfotransferase activity.
AUGGAGCAUAAAUCCAACAAACUCAUUUGGAUUCCGAUACUGGCCGUGGUCUUCUUGAUGAUUGGCUAUCAGUACAUUUGUCCAGCCGGCAGUAACUCUUGUCGCUUCCUAACUGGGGAGAAGUUGAGUGGAAUGUUCCGCCAAUAUCACUCGGGGGACGACAUUUACGCGUACCAAGAAGGGCUGGAGUCGGAGGGUUCCUCAAAAAUUCUGUCCAAAUUCAAUUUUACUGACCGAGACCUUGAGCGACACGUGGAUUUCAACAUCAAAGGAGAUGACGUUAUAGUGUUCCUCCACAUCCAGAAGACCGGUGGGACUACUUUCGGACGGCACCUUGUCCGAAACAUUCACCUCGAACAGCCGUGUGAUUGUAUGCCCGGACAGAAGAAGUGUACCUGUCACCGCCCGGGCAAAGCGGAGUCCUGGCUUUUCUCCAGGUUCUCUACUGGCUGGAGUUGUGGUCUACAUGCGGACUGGACCGAGCUCACUAACUGCGUGCCUGUAGUGAUGAACAAGAAAGACAAGAAGGAUGCUCAGAGGAACGGACGGAACUUCUACUACAUCACCAUGCUGAGGGACCCUGUCUCCCGCUACCUGAGCGAGUGGAAGCACGUGCAGCGCGGCGCCACCUGGAAGACAGCCCUGCACAUGUGUGAUGGCCGCUCUCCCACCCAGGACGAACUGCCCGCCUGCUACAGUGGCGACGACUGGACCGGGGUCACGCUGACCAACUUCAUGGACUGCCCUUCCAACCUGGCCAACAACCGGCAGGUCCGCAUGCUGGCCGACCUCAGCCUGGUGGGCUGCUACAACGUCUCCACCUUCACCGCCGGCGCCGAACGGGAGCGCGGCCGCGUCCUACUAGCCAGUGCCAAGAACAACCUCCGCAACAUGGCCUUCUACGGCCUGACCGAGUUCCAGCGCAAGACGCAGUACCUGUUUGAGCGGACGUUUGGCCUGCGCUUCAUCCAGGCUUUCACGCAGAUCAACAGCACGCGGGCGGCUAGCGUGGGGGUGGGGGAGGGGGCUCUGCGGCGGCGCAUCGAGGGGCUCAACGCACUGGACGUGGAGCUGUACGAGUAUGCCAAGGAGCUGUUCCUUUGGAGGUACCAGUACAGCCGCCAGACACAGCACCGGGAGCAGAGGCUGAGGAGGAGGCAGGAGAGGCAGGAGGAGAGGCAGUGGCUACACCAGCACAGGGCCCCCAUCUCCAAAGCCAGGAGGGAGGAGGAGGAGAGGGAGAUAGAGGGGGUGGAAGGGGAGGAGGUGGGAGGUGUAGCCACCACAGAGGACUACAGCAGCCAGGUGGUGAGAUGGUGA